AUGGACCAAGAAACAGCGCAAGCUUUAUUCAAUCAAGGCGCGUUCUUGCUUUUCUUGAACGCGCCCGAAGGAUUGGAGUUCGGCAUAGAUUAUAACUCAUGGAAAAUAGGACCAAAGUUCAAGGGAUUGAAGCUCAUUCCUCCUGGGUUACAUUUCGUAUUUUAUAGUACUUCAGACAAAACUGGUACUUCCGGACUUAGAACAGGAUUUUUCAAAUUUUAUGAAUCAAAGGAGAUAGUAAUAAAAGAUUGGGAUCAUGCAUUAGAAGAUGUUAAAAAAAGCGAACAACUUGAUCCAGAGCAAAUCGAGCGAUUAAAAAUAGACAUGCGUCAAUUCGAUCCAUUUUUGGGACCAUAUCCUUUAUCACCGCCAACAAAUUGGCAAAAAUGGAUUCGCCUAACAAAUUAUAUAACUCCUCGUCUCAUUUCUGUUAUCUUGCCUAAUGAAGGGAAAGUGACUAAUAUUUCAUCAUCUACUGUUGACGAAGAAGAGCUGAUUAAUUUAGGUGAUUCGAGAUAUGGAGAAAGUGAUAUUAUAUUAUUUACAAAAUUUGACCUCAAAAAAAGUUGGAAGCUUGGAGCCACGGGUCAAGAGGUCACAAAAUAUAGCCAAGAUAAAAGUUGGCUUUUGGGCGAGUUGUUAAGAAAAGCUUAUGAUAAUGAUGUGUUAAAUUAUCAACUUGAAGAAUGUCCGCAAGAUUUUUUUCAUGAAAUUUUGGCUGAAAAUAAUUAUCUUGUUCAUUCAUUAAAGAUGUUUCGUCGAAAUAUUUUGGACUCGUUUUUUUCGAUAAGUGCAUCAUCACAACAACAAGGUUCACAAAAGUUACAUGCUUUAAGGCGUCGAUUUGAAAAGUUUAGAGGUUUUCUUAAUCAAAGAUUUCAUUGGGGAAUUGUUGAAGAAGAAAUAGCUAGGGAGGAGGAGGAAGAAGGGGAGUAUGCACCAGUUGUAGUAGAAUUGCCUGAAAAUGAAUAA
Funneliformis mosseae is the source of this 972-nucleotide messenger RNA. The record is from the annotation of a GenBank genome assembly. NCBI's taxonomy places the organism in Eukaryota, Fungi, Glomeromycota, Glomeromycetes, Glomerales, Glomeraceae.